Neohortaea acidophila is the source of this 5221-nucleotide messenger RNA. RefSeq lists its product as uncharacterized. The record is from RefSeq and is a predicted model, not a curated record. The coding region runs from base 116 to 5089 and encodes 1657 amino acids. The transcript is spliced from 2 exons. Lineage: Eukaryota; Fungi; Ascomycota; Dothideomycetes; Mycosphaerellales; Teratosphaeriaceae.
CCUACCACCUCUGAUUCUCCUCGGGUACUGCUUCGCCGCUCCCUUCUUCCCUUACGGCUCCAUGUGUUAGCCCGUCGGAACAUUCAAAAGGUGUCUUUGGCCCCGCCGAGGAGCGAUGGAGCGUCCACACAACAUGAUGCAGCAAGCCGGCGGCAACGUCGCGCAAGGCAUGCAGCGUCCCCAGUCGGGCAAUCGCGACCAGCAAUUGCAUGCUGUCAUCAUGACCAACUUGAAGAAUAAGGCGCAUACCCUUCCCAGCGGCUGGCAGACUACCUUCGAGCCACGCCUAAGGGCGGAGCGGAUAAUGCAAUUGGUGACCGCUCUGCGACUCCUCCACCAGGACAUGUCCAAGUGUCUUCAAACCGCCGAGAUCUUCGAGGAGCGCUGCAUCCACGAUUCCUCCACCAAAGAAGAGUACAUGAAGAAGAUAUCGUCAAAGCUGGCGGAAGUCCAGGUGAGGAGGGCGCAAAGCGUACAGCAGAUGCAGGCCGCGACGCAGAUGCCUGGGAUGCAGAUGAACAUGCAAAACUAUGUCAUGCCUCCCAACAAUGGCAUGGCGGGGAUGAAUUUCAUGCAGAACCCCGGCAUGACUGGCAUGAACAUGAACAACUUUGCGAACAUGGGGGUAAACAUGCAAAAUGCCGGGACUAUGGGUGGUCAACAAAACCAGAACUUCAACGCUCAGCUGCAACGCCCGAUGCAGGCUUCGCCACUGCCACCUCAGCAGCAAGCUCAACAACAAGCUCAACAACAAGCCCAGCAGCAAGCUCAACAGCAAGCCCAGCAGCAAGCCCAGCAACAAGCCCAGCAACAAGCCCAGCAGCAGGCCCAACAGCAAGCCCAGCAGCAGGCCCAACAGCAAGCCCAACAGCAAGCACAGCAACAAGCACAGCAGCAGGCCCAGCAGCAAGCGCAUCAGCAAGCGCAACAACAAGCCCAGCAGAACAACACACUGGAUCCGUCAACGUUGCAAAUGCCUCAGAUGACCAGGCAGCUUUCGAACAUGGUGCAGCCUACUGCGCAGUCUCAGUCUCAGCCGCCUCAGCCGUCUCAAGCUGAGAUCGGGGCAAUGGCGAGGAAGAUGUUUAGCGAAGCCACGGAAGAGCACAAGGCCGCCAUUCGAAAUCACUUUCUCAGCCAAUACGACGAGCAGAAAAGGCCACAGCUUCUCGCGCAGAAUGACCCGGCUGUCCGCUUCUUCUUGAUCCAGGCCAAGGACAGACUGACCAAGAUGAGAGCUCUCCAGAUGGCCCAACAAGGCGGCGCUCCUCAGAACGGCAGCAACCCCAUGCCCGCUGCGAACAUGCAAACUGCGAAUGCACAGGCCGGUGCGGGCGGGUUCGACUUUACGGGCAUGCUCGGGCAACAAGCAAACGCCAUCAAGCUACAAGAGUCCGGUGAGCAAGUCGUCCCGGCGAGUAACAAUCCGAAUCUUGGGGUCGGGGGACAGGCGAAUAUGCCGCAGGGCAUGAAUCCGCAGAUGCUCUCUCAAAACGGGCAGCCGGUGAAUCAGCAGCAGCUACAACAGAUGAUCCAGAUGCAGCGUGAGAAGCAAAGGCAGCAAUUGCAGCAAAACCAAAUGGCCAAUCAGUCCAUGGCGCAGCAACAGCAACAGCAGCAGCAGCAAGGGCAACAAUUACGAGGCCCAGCAGGCACGCUCAAUGCGCCGAAUGCGUUGAAUGGAGCGCAAGUCAACAGCCCCGCGAUGAACAUGCUCAAUCGGCCAAUGGUACCACCAGGGCAGCAAGCACAGGCGACGCCUCAGCAGAAUCGCGCCCAGCCUGUACAACAGAAGCCAGGCAACGGAGCAAACCAGGUGAUCCAGCAUCAUCAGAACAUGCUCAAUCAGAACAUGCAGAGCGGUCAGGUGUACAAUCAACGGCAGCAAGUCAUCGACGCAUUGCCGCAACAGAUCCGGGACAAGCUCGCGGGAUUGCCCCCUCAGCAAGUCAACCAGGUCCUGGCCAGCUUCGCCGCUCGCCAGCAGAAUCAGAAUGCGAAUGUCGGGAAUCCUCAGCAAGGAGCUGCCGGUGCUGUGCAACAGGGCAUCAAUCCGAACGCUAUGCAAAUGGGCAAUGCAGCGGCUAUGGCUGGGAUGCCUCCCAAUAUCAAUUCAGCGAUGGCGGGAUUUCCCUCGCAACCUCCGGCGAAUAAUCAGCAGCAGCUCUCACAACAAGGCUCGACCGACCCGUCGCUCCAAAUGCGUGCGCAACAAGCCCAGUUCAAGGCGAAGGCCUUUGACUUGCGGCCCUUUCCCCGGCAGAUGUUGAACACUUUUGGCAUCCAAGUUCCGGACAACAUCAUCGACUGGGGGUCGCUGAAGCAACAUAUCUUGAAAAAUCAUACUAUGUUACCUCCCAACACGUCUUUGAGGGUGCAGCAGGCGCAGAAUUCAUGGUUCGAAAGUCGUCCUGAAGAGCAGAGAGUGGCGCUGCAAAAUCUUCAACAGCGACUCCAAGCUAUGUCGGCCGCUCAGCAGCAGCAGCAACAGCAGCCGCCCUCGCAGCAACAACAGCAACGUCAGCAGCAGAUGCCUGUCGCACGGCCGGAAUCAGUGCCAAAUGGACAGCCUCCGCAGGCGCCCGUGAACCAGCAGGCAAAGAAUUCGCAGCAAAUUCAGGACGGCGUUACUGCUUCAAAUCUGAACGCCCAGCAGAUGAGGCAAAUCGGCAUUCAACAGCCCAGCCAGUUGGACAUACAACGUUUCCGAGAGAAUGUUCCGGCCGCUAGAGGUCUCUCUGAUGAUGACAUACGCAAUGCUAUCAUGGGAAGGAAGUUUGAUCUCGCUCGGCAAGCGGCGCUUCAGCAGCAGCAGAAUAUGCGGAAUCAGAUGCAGAAUGGCCAGCAAAUGUUGGGAGGUGGACAACAGCAGACCAAUGUCCUUCAGCAAGGAAAUCAGCAGCAGCUUCAGCAACAGCAGCAACUCCAGCAGCAGCAGCAUCUUCAACAGCGGCAAGCGCCACCACCCGCACAACAGCAACAAGUCCAACAGGAGGCUAAGCCACAGCCAAACAGACAGAUUCAGGGCCAGAAGCGCUCACAGCCGAGUGGGGACGAUGUGAUGGAAAUACCGAAUCCCAAUGGUCCAGCACCGACAGCGGCUAUGCAAAUGAACAGAGUGCAGCGUCCACCAGGACAAGGUCAAGCUGCUGCACGCCCUCCGAGUCUCGAAGAACUCAACAAAAUGCCCAUGGAACAGAGGUUAUUGAUUAUGCAAAAGUACCGACAGAUGGGAGGGCCCAAGAACGCGCAAGGCGCCGCCCAGCAACCACCGCAACCGAACCAAGCAUCCGCCCCUUUCCAGCAACAGCCCAAUCAAGCCCCGCAAGUCAAUGCACAAAUGCCAAUUACUCCGGAGGAGCGGACGAAAAUCCGUGAGCUGUACCAGGGCGUCGUUGCCGCCAAUCCCAAAGGUCCCCCGAUCCAGCUCGACGCUCAAGCGCGAGAGCAGGUUUUGGCGAGUAUCAAGAAACUGUGGCUACCCAUCCUGAACCUUGAGAGGACGUACUUGCUCGCCCUGCGAGCUCUGGGUGAGGAAUCGGUAAAGGAAGCCAUGCGGUGCAGAGUUCUAGCUGUGACAAAUUUCGCCGACGCCGAGGGUACACCCAAGGAGUAUGUUGCUCUUGGACCUGUGGAUAUGCGGCAGAUGGAGAUGGUGAUGAAUCGCUACUUGACCGCCCUGAAGCAGGUGAAGAUCAAGCAAGAUGGCACACCUGCACAACCGCAGCAGCAGGCACCGCCGCAUUCAAUGCAGCAGGCACUACCGCAGCCACCCGUGAAGCCCCCGCCGCCAGAGAGGAAGGCGUCACAACAGGGUCGCAAGGCUUCGGCAAGCACGAAAGCACCACCUGCGCCCACCGAAGAAAAGAAAUUCGAUUGGGGCUCGCCGAGUCCUCAUGGAGUGCCCAAAUACGAGGCGCCCCGGACCGAGUUCAAUCUGAAGAUACCCGCGCAGAAGAAGCGGAAGACUGGCGACAGCCAAGAAUCGAAAGCCGGCAGUCCGAGCGUGGUCGACACGAAACCGCAAGCGAUGGAAGCAGGAGCGGUCAAGCCUCCACAAGCGCCGCCUCCUCAGAAGCCCGCCGAGCCCGAGAAGCCCAAGUUUACGUGCGACGAGAUCUUCUGUGAAGCGGCCAUAUAUGGCUUCCAUACAGAGGAAGAGUUGAAGGCGCACAAGGCUUCCGAGCACCAGCCGAUUGCGGAUCCCCUCAAGUUCUUGGUAGACAACAUGGCCAGUGCGUUGGGCGUGGACGAGGACGGCAAGCCCUUGCCGGAGAAGAAGGCGGCCAAGGCUCCAGCUCAACCUCGUGCAGCCGUCGUGCGGCCUGCGAGCAAAGGCGGCGCUCAGACGCCGAGUGGCAAGGAUGGCACUACUCCUGCAACGCCCGCAUCGUUGGUCAAAGGGACGAAAGCGGCUGCAACGCCAGCUGGGCAAAAAGCAACCGAGGGAGCGAAGCCGGCCGAUGCGACGACUGCAUCACCGGAAGAAAAGAAGACGCUCCUGGACUUCGUGGCCGGCAAGACUGGCUUCGAACUGCCCUCCACCGCAUCAACCGACGCCCCCGAGCCGGACGCCUCUGCUCUGGAUUCCUUGUUCCCUUCGAAUCUGCCAACCGAUCUCGCCAAUCAGAGCGGCUGGGAAGACGUGCAUGGUUUCUCCGACAUGCUGGACGUCACCAAUUGGGGCUUUGGAGCCGGCUUUGACCUUUCGUCUGUGUCGCCCGAGCUCACGCCCAGCGGCAGCAGUCAUUCCAGCGACAUCUCGCAGUCGGAAAGGCUGCGUAUCAAUCUCGAGUGGGAUGCUUUUGGGAAUGGCGAUACCGGGGUGCCGGAGAUUCUGUCGUUGAAGCAAUUGGGGCUAGACACGCCGAAGGAGGCCAGCGGCGAUGGUGAUACUGCGAUGCUGGAUGCUGGAUCGGAGGAGGUUGCAGAGGGGGCGGAGGGGAAAGAGCAGAAGAAGAAGACGGAGGCGGACGGAGAUUUGGCUUGGGCGGCGGAUCUGGUGCAGUGGGAUUCGGCUUGGUUUCCUGAGGGCGACGAUGAGCCGAGUGCGCCGAAGAAAUUGUUCGAUGCGAGGGCGCCGUUUUGAGGGGAUUCGGGCUGCCAAUCCCCAGGGCUCUGGUGGGUUUUCGGAUUGGGCGAUGGGGACACAUGGGGCGAAGGAACGAACGGCACGCAGCGAUGGUGUUGGCGGGAGUUUUUUCAUUUUCCCGAGAUUAUA